AUGAACGAGUCUCCAUUUAUUGUUAAUUCGUUAGAGGAAAGAUAUCCUCUUGAGAUAUCUAAUGGAACCCUCCAAGAAGUUACUCCCCAUACUGUCUUUGAGCUUAUCAGAGACAUAAGAGAUCCCGAGCAUCCUUAUACCCUGGAGCAGCUCGGCGUCGUGUCUAAGGAAAGAAUAAGUAUUGGACUUAUCAAUUCGGAUGAUGCAACACUUAGUAUUGGGCUUCCGAUCAAGUACGUAAGAGUGAUGUUCAAGCCCACAAUACCUCAUUGUUCCAUGGCUGCAGUGAUAGGGCUGUGUAUAAAAGCACAGCUGAGUAGAUACAUAAAAAACCAUUUUAUUCAAGUUCAUAUAAUAAAUGACGGACAUGUAAACUUCAAGGCAUUAAACAAACAGCUGGAUGACAAGGACAGGGUUCUUGCAGCAAUGGAAAACGAGACCUUGUUUGACCUCAUGAAGGAAUGUCUUCCUAUCGUCCGAUAG
Encephalitozoon romaleae SJ-2008 is the source of this 483-nucleotide messenger RNA. RefSeq lists its product as hypothetical. The transcript has a single exon. NCBI's taxonomy places the organism in Eukaryota, Fungi, Microsporidia, Unikaryonidae. The record is from RefSeq and is a predicted model, not a curated record. The coding region runs from base 1 to 483 and encodes 160 amino acids.